This is a messenger RNA of Suillus bovinus, 2858 nucleotides long. RefSeq lists its product as uncharacterized. Lineage: Eukaryota; Fungi; Basidiomycota; Agaricomycetes; Boletales; Suillaceae. The transcript has 15 exons. The coding region runs from base 72 to 2696 and encodes 874 amino acids. The record is from RefSeq and is a predicted model, not a curated record.
CAAUAACGUUGAUGUCCAUAUUCCCUUCAUAUUCUUGUAUUCACACUUACUUUUGAGUUUUAUACACCUUCAUGCCACCCGAAUGGACCUCAAUCUGUGAAACAUGCCGCCAGAAAUUCAAAAGUCGCAGACUUGCUGCCCAUCAAAAAGCCUGCAGGAGGGACGCUACACGGAUGCAGGAAGAUCUUGAGAGACAGAAUGCUCGAGCAGGUGAUACGCACAUCUCGAUGAACUUGGAGGUAUGUCUAUCAAAUGAUCAUGUCCUUCCACCUGCAAUACAGCAGGAUGAUAUCAGGACAGAGUAUCAUCCACGUAGUGGCAUCCCUACAAAGACUGACCACUUUGCUGAUUUUCGCUGCAACACUGCUGCUCCCUCGCUCGCACCUGAAAAUACCACUCCCUGGGAACCGUUUUCCUCGUGUAUUGACUUCGACUUUGCUGAACUGAUUCUGAAAGCCAACCUCACGAAACUGCAGAUGAACGAACUUAUCGGUCUCAUCCAUCGUGCUGCGCUUGAAAGAUUCUCAGUCACCGACUAUGACGGCAUCUGUAAGCUGUGGGAUGCUGCAUCUUCAUGCCAUGCAAAAUUCAAAAAGGAAGUGAUUUCGGUCCCACAUAGGGACCAGGAGCACAACUUUGAUGUCUGGUAUAGGCCACUCUGGGAUUGGACAUGUGACUUGUUGAAAGACCCUCGUCUUGGUCCGCAUUUUGUGUUUGAUGCUCAACGGUUGUACAAAUUUGACAGACAAGACUUUGUAUGUUUCUUUGACGAGCCAUGGACAGCUAAUGCCUUUUGGGAUUGUCAAUCAUCCUUGCCGAAGGAUGAAGGAAAGCCCUUUGCUUUCAUUAUAUAUGCUGAUAAGGCAAAGCUCUCCUCAUUUGGUCAUCAAAAGGUAUAUCCUGUCAUUGCACGAUGUGCGAAUUUACCUGUGGGAAUACGCAAUGGUGAAGGUUUCAGUGGCGGUCGCCUUGUAGGCUGGCUUUCGAUUGUUGAAGAAGACAGAAAGUAUUCCAGGACUCAGUCCUUUGUCAAUUUCAAGAAUGUCAUCUGGCACGAAUCAUUCAAGCGUCUUCUCAAAUCAAUUGCGCUGCUCUCGAAAACCAGUUGUUGGGUCAUGUGUUGGGAUAACAUCAAGUGUCUCUUUUACCCGCUUAUUCUCAUUUUAUCAGCUGACUACGAGGAGCAAUGUGUUAUGGCAUUGAUACACGGAACCAAGUGCAAAUGUCCUUGUCCCAUUUGUCUCGUUCCUAGAGAAGAGCUUGGGAAUGUACUGACAUCAUACCCACUGCGAACAAGCACGUCUGUUCAAGCGACAAUCACAGAGGCUCGAAGUUUCAGUCGACAAGAAGACAAAGAAAAGUUAUUAAUGUCUCAAGGCCUCCGAGACGUAGACUAUGUUGCUCACACAGACGUCCAUUCUGCAGUCUCAUUUGACCGCUUACAUGUAAAUAACAAAGGUAAUUUUUCUGACCAUUUGUGGACUCAGUUUCAGGAACGCAUCAAAUCAGUUGGUCGGCAGAUACAGUCUGAAAUUGAUGUACACUUUGACUCAAUGCCUUGUUGGCGCAACAUCAAUCAUUUUAAGCAUGUCAUGGACAUAUCAUUUUCUGACAGCUCAAAGUAUGAAGAUAUCUCUAAGCUUAUCGUAUUUGCCGCACAUGACAUCAUUGACCGAGGCACUCACACACUCCCUUAUCUGCUCCUUCAAUGCAUCCAUGAAUACGUGAACAUCAACAUGUAUGCUGCUCUUGAAGUGCACACAUCGGAAACCAUUGCUGUGGGCCAUCUGGCCAUAACAGAGUUCACACAACUAUUGGAGGUCAGUUUUUUCGCAAAAGACGACUCAGGAAAGAAUUGGGCAUACCCGAAACGGCAUGCAUAUGCCCACCUGUUCGAUGAUAUUGAAGCAAAGGGUGCUAUGUGGAAUACUAAUACCAAGCCAAAUGAGAAGUGUGUACUUUGCCUCGACCAUCGCUUCCUCAUUGCACAUUCAAUUCAUUUGGAUAUCGAGGAUUAUGAUGACCUCAUUGCAUCUCAAAAGGACCCUUCAUACCUGAGCAGUGCGGACAAUGAUGAAGACCUCGACAAUGACUUGGACAUCACACUUCACGUUAAGUUGGGUGCAGAGCAAAACGAGCAAACAUUUGCGGCCUUGGAGCAAGAGCAUGCAAGCAAUAAUGCAUUCAAUCGGUUUCGCAUCAAGCUUGCAAACUUUCUGAGUGAUUCCCUCCCUGCUCAUGGAAUACUGCUACCUGGCGGAAAACGAAUCAAGUUCAUGCCUGAUGAAACUGUAACCGAGCAUUGCUUCGUAAAGGUCAACUAUGAUCCCUCAUUUCACAACUUCCCUCGAUAUGACUGCGUCAUCCUUCAAACUCAAGCCGGAGUGAUAUUUGGGCAUUUACUGAUGCUUUUCACUUGUGUCGUGGAUGGUCAAACUCAUCCAGUUGCUCUCGUUCACCCAUAUGAUGCUCUGGUUGGACAACGCUCUCUCAAAGAUAAACACUUUCAGUUCUGGCGUGUUCGUCAAAGACUGAGGAUCUCAUCCAAAUUUUUUUUAGUUCACUCAAUCAUCCAUGGCGCAGCACUUGCAGAAGAUCAUAGCAUCCAGGGUGAUUACCUGGUUAUUGACACAAUUGACACUGACAUGUUCUUGUGCAUGAAGGUGAUGCACAAGUCUGCCGGUCAUGUGGAAUGAAGAACUGGCAUUGUCUUGUCUUAUAUCUCCAUCAUGCUCACUCUCUGCUCGCUCGACUCUCAAUUCUUGUAUCCCCCCAUCAUGCUCGCCUUUCGCUCACCCAUCACACUCACCUUUUGCUCAUUCGACUCUCAAUCCUUCCACCUCAGUCAUGCUCACCUU